AUGUGCUUCGACAAGCUGGCUCUCUUGCAGGCGUACGUGUCGUGCUCGUGGGGUAUCCCGCACAUCGGCUACGUGCUCAUGUGCUACGGCGCCGUCAACUGCGCGUCCUCGGCCGUGGUGAGCUGGGUGUCCAAGUCCGUGGGCCGAGUCGUCGUCAUCUCCAUCUACCUGCUGUUCUACGCGCCCAUCCUGGUGACGCUCUUCUUCUGGCAGCCCGACCCCACCGUCAGCACCGCCGCCUUCUUCAUCUUCGUCUCCUUCUGGGGGGUCACCGACAGCGCCUUUCUCGUCGUCAACGCACUGUUCGGCAUCCUGUUCCGCGGCAACGAGCAAGCGGCGUACAGCAACUUCCGGGUGUUCGAGAGCGUGGGUUUCAUCGUGUCGUACGCGUACAGCCCGGUGCUGUGCACGCACGUCAAGCUGUGGCUGAUGGCCGGCCUGCUGGCUGUGGCCGCCGGCUGCUACUGGUCCGCGGAGUGGCUGGCGAGGCGCCGGAACGCCGCCUCCUUCUGGCCGCACGACAAGCAGAGGGAGCGCCAGCACCAGCACCAGCACGACCAUCACAGAGGCUCCUACAAGAAGCCCGCCGGCAAGGCUCUGCACGGCUGGUAGUGACCCGAUGAAGUGGGGAGGGCACAGCGACUCGAGACAACGACCCACACCCACAGCCUUCAUUUGUACGUCUACUUACUAACGAGAGAACUGAUGUCUUCCCAGUUUCUUUGGAUAUUAUACCCCGUCGAGUCCCAUCGUGACCACACACAGCUGUUAUCGGGGUUGGAGGGAACUGAGCUGCUGACAGGUCUCGACGGUCGUACGAAGUCGUACAGUGCACAGUGCUUCACCACUGACGUUUAGCAGGGUACAGCGAUGUAAGCGGCCGUACACAGUUUCGGUUGGGACAAGAAAAGUAGUUUGAAGUUUUCUUCACGCUCUUCCUCGGCAGACACUUCUGGCAGUGCGCUAAACUGCAUUAUCCCACUGGACGUCUUUGUUAUCCGCUUUGAAUAGAGCCAUUCCCUUUUGCAGUCCAAAUCAGAUCGGUCAAAGGCUUCGUUACGAAUUGGGUCAUUUUUGCUAGACAACACCUUGAAAACAUCCCAUGCAAUGCAAAGUAGUGUCCAUCUCUUUAAUAUUUGUUGUGCCUGUUCUCCAGCAGUCUCCAACUAGUAUACCUAUGCCCAUCUGUUCUAUCAAACAAUAAAUGUGACUCAUUGAGGUUGUAUUGUAUUGUAUUGUAUGUUAACCGGGAACCUAGAAACGACGGAGUGGCACCGUCCCCGCCGCCGCUGCAGUGAUUCACAACCCCACGAUGACUACCGCAGUCCACUUCACACCUCCACCACACCGAACCCAGGGUUAUUGUGCGGUUCGGCCCCCCGUGGACCCCCCCAGGGAACAUCUGACA
Molecule: messenger RNA, 1408 nt
Organism: Schistocerca piceifrons (Central American locust)
Lineage: Eukaryota; Metazoa; Arthropoda; Insecta; Orthoptera; Acrididae
Product: protein unc-93 homolog A-like
Exons: 2
Coding region: 1-612 (203 amino acids)
Biological process (GO): regulation of potassium ion transport; regulation of muscle contraction
Cellular component (GO): plasma membrane; striated muscle dense body
Molecular function (GO): potassium channel regulator activity
Source: RefSeq, a predicted model, not a curated record